Molecule: messenger RNA, 4321 nt
Organism: Caenorhabditis auriculariae
Lineage: Eukaryota; Metazoa; Nematoda; Chromadorea; Rhabditida; Rhabditidae
Source: the annotation of a GenBank genome assembly
AUGAAGGAAAGAGGAACGGUCAACCACAAACACGACGGUCAAACCGCCUCGCGAAUAGAUACAACUUCCUCCUCAAACAAAGGGCCCGAAAGCUUGUACGAGAAGCUCGUCGACCAACAAACCUCCUAAGUCCUGGCUUACAUUUGAAAAAUUGGCGAAAAAUUGGAGAAAACAGAUUAAAAUGGAAGAAAAUACUCUGAAAUUAUGUCUUUCUAAAAUAAAAUUGUGAAAUAUUGUCGCUUUCAUGAGCUGCAAUUCCGCAAAACCAGUCAAUUUUUUUCUUUUUUUGAUUUACCAAGUUUCAAUAGAAUGCAUGGAAUUUGCGGAGACGCAGAGAAACAAAUCUUUGAUUAUCAAUAACUGAAAGAUUUCCCGCGGAACGGCUCGACGUCUUCUUCCGGCUAGAGAUCACGGAAAGUUCGGAAACGCAGAGAAAAAUGAUAUUUUAGUCGAUUUAUCGAAAAUUGUUCUUGGAAUGAACACUUCGAGCUGCACCCGACCGAAUAGGAAUUUCAUCUUUGAGACAUAUUUGAGACAAGUCAGACAUCUUUUAGCUUUUCAUUCCAAAUGAGAUCAGGAAUUUUUAAAAGAAAGAAGAUGAUGCUGAUUCACCAUCAUUCUCAUAAAAACCGUGACUUUUCCCUCAUUUUUCAUCCUCCUUCAGAGUUAAGUAGUUUCUCUUUUUCUUCUCAACCUGUUGUGGAAAUUUUCAGAGAGGAAAAACAUCUGUUAAAAAUGGAUUCUUUAAUCGACAAGAAAACGCAAUAUCUUGCGGAAAUCCCCUCGCUUCCCAUCAAUUACAUUAUGGUGAGCCUCUUUCCAAAUUUCCAAUUUUUAAAUAAAUUUUUUUGUAGUUAUCUCUAGUGGCUACCGUCUCCCUGAGCACAAUUGCCGUCUUUUUCUUGGCUUUUGUCCGAAGUUUUCAGCAAAAAACUACCAAAGAGCAGAGUGUGGAUGUUGUCUUUUGCCUCAUGAUCGAAGAAAAUGGGGAUUUUUAAGAGAAUCAAAACGGUGAAAUGGCACCUGAUGCCGGAAAUAACGCAAGCCCAUAAAACUUUGAAAAAAGAAAGGACUUGGAUCGCCAACCAGAAACAUUCGAACAGCAGCCACAGUAGCACUAGAAAGAAGCCACAGGUCGGUUUUCGGAGUAUAAAAUAUUUUUUAUUGAUUUUAUUCACAAGUUUUCAUUUUUUUUCAGAGUAUUUUUUUACAAAAAGAGAGGCAGGAGUUACCCGUUUCAGUAUCCUGGAUCAAGUUGAGGACAUUCUAAAUGCUCGGAAACUUGCGUGAGUUGAUUUUACAAGGAAAAUUUUUUGAAAAAACGAGGAAUGGCUUGAAAAGAUGAACUGAAAAAAGAGCUGAAGCGUUUGCGCCCCACGGGUAUACACUGGAAAAAGCCCUUUCAUUUGAAAAAAAAGUCUUUUUUCGUUGUUAUUUCAGCCCUUCCAAGAGACUAGAAGUACUGAAAUUAGGAUUUGACAUUCGAAAGAAUUUUAUUUUUAGCUACGAUACUUUGCUUGAACGCAAGUAAGUAGUUUGACUGAUUUAACAUGUGCCUGACCAAAGACGGUUUGCGCUCCUAGGUAUGAUUUAAUUGAGCUGAUGCAAACCGCGACGCUUCGAGCCAUUCCUCGUGCGACCACCGCUUCUGAAGUCUCGAAGUUUUCAGAGCAUCUGAGCAGAAAAAAGCUUCGGAACUCACCGCGGCACAGUCAAACAUUCCCGAAUCAAACGUAAUUUCGGAUUCCGGCGAGAAGCAUUUCAAACUUCUUCGCAAAAUCCUGAAAGCGGAUGGGGCGACGUCGAAGACUGCCGCCGAAAUGACCAAAUCGGAGGUCAAAAGCGCCGAAAUUCAAGAACCUGACACUCAAAACGAAACGAAGUCUAGUCCGCAGUCUACACAGCGGUCCAAGAAGAGACAAUAAAUAUCGUUUCUUUUCAUCAUAAAUAUUAUUUCUUUUCAUCAUUUUCUGACUUUCAAACUGGAUGUAUUUAUUUUCACAACUUGCAAUUUGAUAAAGAGAUCCUUUUUGCAAGAUUUAGUGGCCCCUAUAGGCUAUAUAACAGGCGGUGCCUGAAGAACCUUCAAGGGCCUCUGAAGUUGUUCCUGUAUGGACUACUCUGAAAUGCGUAAAAAAGGAAUUACCAAAUCACAAAAUUUAUAAAAAAAUUUAAAUUUUCACGCAAAAAUACAAAAAAGCGAAAUUCCGUGCACCUCCCCCAUUAUUCAUAUCGCUCGCAGCUACUCCAAGUGAUUUCUUCAAAUUUUCUACUUUCUGAUCAAUUUUUCUAGAAAAUUUCGCAGAAUGGACAGUUUAAUCGAUAAUCGAGUGGAUUAUAUCGCAGAUGCGCCGGUGGCGCCGGUCAGCUACAUUUAUGUAGGCUUUUUUUUAUUUAUUGAAAAUUGGCGGUCAUUUUUCCAGUUGGUUUUGGGAGCUCUUAUCUGUACGAGUACUCUAGCAUUUCUCGCCUUUGCUUUUUCCCGAAGUCAUCAAGCAAAAGAAGAAAAAUCCAGGGCGGAUAGGGUUUUUUUUUGGAUUUGAAAAAAAAAAACCUUCGAAGUUCUAGACAGUGAGAAUAGCAAAAUGGCACCUGAUGCCGGAAAUUAUGCAAGCUCAUAAAUUGUUGAAAAAAGAAAGGACUUGGAUCGCCAAUCAGAAACUUUCCAAUAGCAGCCACAGUAGCACUAGAAAAAAACCACAGGUCGGUUUUUAGUGAUAAGAAAUUAUUUUCCUAACGAUUAGGAGAUAAAUUAUAACUUUUCAGAGUAUAUUCACAAGAAAAGAGGCCAAUGUAACCAGUUUCAGUAUUCUAGAUCAAGUUGAAGACAUUUUAAAGGCUCGGAAACUUGCGUGAGUUGAUUUUACAAGGAAAAUUUUUUGAUAAAACGAGGAAUGGCUUGAAAAGAUGAACUGAAAAAAGAGCUGAAGCGUUUGCGCCCCACGGGUAUACACUGGAAAAAGCCCUUUCAUUUAAAAAAAAAGUCUUUUUUCGUUGUUAUUUCAGUCCUUCCAAGAGACUAGAAGUACUGAAAUUAGGAUUUGACAUUGAAAAGUUCGAUUACCACUUGAACAGAUUUGAGUUGAUUUCUGAAAGAAUAAGACUCGGACCUUAAAACAUUUCCCACGCACUUCAAAACUGAUUGCGUGGGGAUUUCUGUUAUCUCGGACUCAAAAAAAAAGUUCGAUUACCACUUGAACAGCCACUUGGCGCUGAGUCGUCCUGAUGGCCUGGAGGAAACCCGGCGAUUUCCCCAAAUUAAUUCCCAUUCAAAGCUCAAAAAUAGUUCUAAUAUGUUCCAAGGGCAGUUGUGAAAAUCUUUUUUGGGGAAAAAAACCUUAUUUUCGAUAUCUUUAAAUUUGGCUUCGAAAUCUUGAAUAACCUCGAAAGCUGUUGUUUUUGAUAGUUUUCAUCACUUUUACAGUUUCAGAAUCGCCGCAGCAGAAGCCGAGAAGCAAAAAGCGGCCCAAGCUGCUUUGGCGGCCAAAGUUCCAAGAGAUCGGCAAGACUCUGCGGAAAAAAUCAUCAAGAAACGAGGCCUUAAAAAGUUGGGCAGCAAGGAAAAGCCAAAAUGUGACGAGGCCCUGAAGUCAAACGAGCCGAGGCCAGUGAUCCCAGAACAUGGCCCAAGGUCGGAGUCCAAAACGCCUAUGCCCACCGCGAAAUCCCUAAGCAAAAAAGCACCCAAAACAAACUCUAUUAUAUUGUCUGAAAACCAACUAUCCAAGGAGCCUGAAAAGAAACAACAAUAAACAUUUGUACUUUUCAAAUUUACCUAUUUUAAAACCACGGUAACAAAGUUGUACGCAGAGUGAACAAAUGCAUUUAACUUCACGACUGUUUGGACAAAAUAGUUUUAAAUAUUUUUUGAAAGAAUUAUCUAACUUUUUUCUGGAUUCUCAUUCAUUCACGACUUCUGCGUAGUUUGAGGAGAGCGCAAAGUUAACCAGGUGAGUUUUUAUUCGGUUUUCUCCUUGAAAUUUGCGUUUCAAAGCAGAAAAAUGUGGAUUGAGCAAUUUCGUUUUGUUUUCCUAGUUUUUUUUGUUUUCGAUAUUUUUUUUGGGGAAAGAGAAGGAUUUCUGUUCAUUUUUUCAUAUUUCUCAUAUACAACUACAAGCUGUGCAAUAUUUUUUGCAGAAAACCCCAAAAAAUGACAGCAACAUCGACCUGGAAACGAUUCCGACGCGGAUUGCCCAUUUAUUCUUGGCCUAUCCUAGCCGCCGGCCUCAUUUUCAUCGACUGGAAUCACACCCGUGAGUGGAAAGCCGCCGGAAAAGUUUCUACACUCGAAGUCGAGCUUCUCAACAAGGGCAAGGCGUGA